UCGUGCUAGCAGCUAGCACAACUGCUAAAGUCCUGGUCUUUUCUCACGAGUCCGGAGAGUUUUGUGCCAAGUGCCAACGCCGGCAUGUCUCCUAUAGCAUCGGCGUGAUAUUGAGGUGUUUAAAGUGGGAUUCUCUUUAUGUUGUAGUGGUUAGAGGAAGCGAAGCUCUGCCCAGGUUGCUAGCUCUAGCUGUGUAGCAACGACAGCUGUUAAGUCUGUCAUGAUAUGCAACCGUGUGCUGUUGAGCUUCAGUCUGCACGGGUUGAAAAGUGUUUGUUUACAGAGACCGAGUGUCGUGAGGGAGCUCCGAGUUUGCAAUCUGCAUUCAACAUUUUCCAACAGGUGCAUUCAAGCAAAAACGUCCGAACCACCGACACACCGGUCCAGACUUCAGAUUGCAGUUCGGUUCUGUGUCUGUUUGCCAGCGGUGAGUGCCAUGCAGCCAGCCAGCACCUCCUAUGGAGGAGAGGCCAAUGCUGUUGCCUCUGAUGAGGAAGAUGAUGAGGAGGAGGGUUGUGCUGCUGGUGGGACUGAAGCCCUGGUUGACGCGGAGAGCAAAACGCAACAAGAUAAGAUGAUUAUUACAGGUCAGGUUGAGGCGAUCAGCAUGGAGGUCCAUAGAAGGAUGGCAGAUGCUGGAACAUGUACAGUGUUAACUCCAACGGAACCAAAUGAAAAAAAAUCCAAGAGAAAGAUGAGGAGGGAGAAGCUGAAGCUGAUGAAGAGGAAACUCAAAUCAGCCGAAGCGUCCGCCAGCUUAAUGUCAGAGCUUCCGUUUGCGCUGACCAGCCCAACCACAUGGAAAGAGCUUGGUUUCCCCACCCUAGAGACGUCUGAGAAGAAAAGGAAGAGAAAAAGAAAAGACAGUGGGGGCCAAUUGGAUAGCGAGGAAGAUGGUGACCUGAAGAAGAAAAAGAAGAAGAGCCAGAGACCUAACUACUUUGUCUCUAUACCCAUUACUAACACUGAGAUAAAGGCACUUGUGAAUGAGGUCCAAGAAAGCGUGCUUCAACAGGAGCCCCGGCUGGCGAAAGCGAUGAUCCCUGUCCCGACUCUUCACAUCACACUGCUGGUCACUCAUCUGGCCAGUCAGGAGCAAGUAGAACUGGCGGCUGCCGCGUUGGCUCAGGUCGAGCCGUCAGUGGCUGAGCUGCUGGGUGGGCGGGGCCUGGUUCUGCCCUUCUCGGGAAUCCGUCAUUUCAGGAAGGAGGUGGUGUUUGUUGGACUGGACGGCGGAGAACACAGACACACACUGGACAGCCUCGCAGAGUUGCUGCGGAGGCGUUUCGAGGAGCAAGGUCUCCUACAGGGAGACUGUCGCGACUUUGAGCCCCACCUCACCAUCAUGAAGCUGUCCAGGGCGUCAAAACUACGAUUCCAGGGAAUAAAGCGAGUGGAACCAGGCCUUUACUCCGACUACACAAACAAAUUUUUUGGAAACCAGGCGGUGGAGCGUUUGGAUUUGUGUUCUAUGUUAAAAAAGAAGCAAAAAGACGGAUAUUACCACACCGAGACUUCACUACAACUAG
Fundulus heteroclitus (mummichog) is the source of this 1529-nucleotide messenger RNA. Its product is annotated as A-kinase anchor protein 7-like. NCBI's taxonomy places the organism in Eukaryota, Metazoa, Chordata, Actinopteri, Cyprinodontiformes, Fundulidae. The record is from RefSeq and is a predicted model, not a curated record. Gene Ontology annotation, cellular component: cytosol. Gene Ontology annotation, molecular function: protein kinase A regulatory subunit binding.